Molecule: messenger RNA, 3893 nt
Organism: Lethenteron reissneri (Far Eastern brook lamprey)
Lineage: Eukaryota; Metazoa; Chordata; Hyperoartia; Petromyzontiformes; Petromyzontidae
Product: syntaxin-12-like
Biological process (GO): vesicle-mediated transport; vesicle fusion; intracellular protein transport
Cellular component (GO): SNARE complex; synaptic vesicle; membrane
Molecular function (GO): SNARE binding; SNAP receptor activity
Source: RefSeq, a predicted model, not a curated record
GCCCACACCCGGAGUCGCUGCUCAGAGUCCGGACGUCGCCGCCCGUGAAUAGAAGCGGAGAAGGCGGCGAGGGGCGAGGGGCGCGACAGACGACGUCCGUGUCCCCGCACGGCCCCCCACGACACCACCCCCCCCUGCCCCGUGGUUCAAUACCCCAGGCGCUUCCAUCGGCGUCUGUGGCUGUCUGACGCUGCGGCCUUGCUGGGCGGCUCUUCAUUCCCCAGCUAUGUCAGGAUUUCCAGGCAGCGAUGGGGGUUACACCUCGUACCGUCAGGCCACCAAUGGCGACCUGGAUUUCAGCGGACUCGCCCAGAUCAUCAGCACCAACAUCCAGAAGAUCUCGCAGAACACUGCUCAGAUCCAGAAGCUGGUCAGUCAGCUGGGGACCGCACAAGAUACCACACAUCUGUUAGAGCGUCUGCAACAGCUGCAACAAAGCGCAAACCAACUUGCUAAAGAAACCAAUAAAUACUUAAAGGACCUGGGCUCAUUGCCUACACCCUCGAGCCAGUCUGAGCAGCGGCACAGGAAGAUCCAGCGGGAUCGUUUGAUGAACGAGUUCUCAACGGCGCUAAACAACUUCCAGACAACUCAGCGACGCGCUGCCGAGCGGGAGCGCGAGAGCGUGGCGCGUGCCCGGGCCAACUCGCGGCAGUCCCAGGGGGGAAACUAUUUGGACGAAACUGCAACACGGGAUGGACACCUGGUGAAUGUCGGGGAAGGGUUUGAGGAUCGCACGCUACAGUCACAGGCGCAGGAUGAGGGUAUCACAGAGGAGGACCUGGAGGAGAUCAAAGAGAGGGAGGUGGCCAUCCAAAUGCUUGAGGCUGACAUCAUGGACAUCAACCAGAUCUUCAAGGACCUGGGAACCAUGAUCCAUGAGCAGGGGGACAUGAUUGACAGCAUCGAGGCGAACGUGGAGACUGCGGAGGUGCAUGUGGAGCAGGCGAACCAGCAAUUGCGCCGAGCAGCACAGUACCAGACCGCAUCGCGUAAGAAGAUCUGCAUCAUUCUUGUCAUGCUGGCGGUUGUUGUGGCCAUCGUGGGCAUCAUCAUAUGGCAGGCAACCAAGUAGCCGUUGGGAUCGUGAACACUCUGCCUGGGCGAUAUGGAAGGAGGAGGGGGUAGGGAGGUGAAGAUAAUCUCUCACAAUACGAUGACGUUGGUGUGCAUAAAUAGGGCUAGGCUUUUUUUCUCAGGGGGUAGAGGCAAAGUGAUUGGGUUAAAAUGAAAUUUGCAAUCUAAAAUAAAUGAAUAUCUUUUGUAGAUUGUGGCGUGUCCCAGGCAGUCUGUCGUGAAUUUAAAGCUACAUUAUUGAGAAAAUACACAACCCUUUCCCAUUCCCAUCAUACGUGUACGUCAUCGGAAAGGAAUGCAUUUCGAACGGAAUUGGAAGUGAAAGGCCACACGGGAGGGCAUGUGGCACAGUUUGGCGCCAGCUAUCAUUGAGUGCGGUCCUGUCGCUACAAUUCUCUGCGAUGAGUACGUACAAUGUCUUUAAAAACAGCAGCGCUACGCCUAUAAAUCAAAUUUACUGUAACCGCUUACGCGUUCCGAGAUUCGGCGGUGAACAAGACCCACCCUGCAACUUGCAGACCUCUCAGAAUGGGAAAGGGUUAAAAUGUACACUAGUAACAUCACUCCCAUACACUUAUUUACAACACCAAUGUGCCAUUGGCACUAGAUCUAUAGUGGCAUGCUUGACCAUUACUUUAAAGCGUUUUGUGUAUAACACUGCACGAUUGCGUUGGAUGACCUGGGACACACCGCUUUGGUGUGUAUCCACAAAGUAAGAGCUGUUGGUUUAUUUGGGUUGCGUCUACCUUUAAUCUUAGCGACACAAGUGCGAUCGUGAGUGUUUGCCAGCUCCGUGUGGGGAUGGGGGAGGAUGAAAUGGGAACACGGGCUUGCCGCCAAUCCACUGGAAUUACGGCAAUCCACUGGCAUAACAGCUGCUUGUGUCAUCUCCCUAGCACUUAACAAUCACUUGACUCCAAUGGCUGGCCAUAUGAAUGAACCUGUACUGGAACUCCUACUCCUAUGCUGAGCACAAACUGUGCACCUUGACCACAACACUGCACCUAACCUUUCGCUUUGCCCCAAUUGUGCACUUAGCCCAAAUGCUAACCCUUCUUAUAACCUCAACGCCCAAGCUCACCAUGUGUCUAACCUGAACCCCUAUACCUGCACGUCACCUUUGGGACCUUGAGCCCUUAUGAGAGUAGCUCGUGGAGUCUGAGACGGAGCAUCUGUAUUGCUGUGGAGGUCGAUUUUAAGUCGGCUUCCGUUGGCUGUUAAUAGCACAUGUUGUUUAAAGGAGUCUGGCACAUGAUGGUGUUAGGUAAGCCUUUGUGUGAUUACAUAUAGAAAAUAGCCAAAUGGCAAAAAGAAUAACAAAGUAAAUAGAUUAAUCUUAACCAUACUCUUAGCGAUUAUAUUGCAAUGUAUGUAGCUGUAGAGAAUGGUGUAAUUUAGUCUUAACACAGCCUUGUAACAUUUGCCAAAGCAGGAAUUCUGUUUAACACUGUUAACAGUUGUUUGCACAUGCUUUGUUGCCAUAUGUUUUAACUUGACCACUCUGUCCUUUGCUGUAAAGGCCUCUUGCGCACCCACUCCAGUUACCAUCCCGUUUUAAAUUUGCUACGGUUGCUUAAGUGAAUACAGUGUCCAUGCACCAGUGCGUUUUCCAAAACCCACAUUCAAUCACAUUCUCUUCAUGAACUUCAGUGGCUUUGCUGCUCUGCUCAUUGGCUUGUUUACAUAGAAGCGCACCUGUUUGGCAAACCUUAUAGACAAAAACAUCAAUGUUUAAUAAAAGCCUUUUUGUUCCAUAUUGAAUAAUGUUUUAUAUAAAACGCUCCGUAUACAUGCUGGUGGACACAGCUGGAAGUUGUGCACGUGUUUACACGUUUGUGUUUACACGUUUGUGUAAACACGUAUACAACCAAGCCAGGCAUGAUAUUGGCUGCGGGCGGAACUCCUGCCUCGGGCAGCACGGCGGCAUGCCGGGUCCCUCUGUACUUUGCCUUGAUAUUGCACUGCGUGUUACACUGUCCUUAACUUAAUUUCAGCAAAAUCGCAACCACUUGUGUCUCGAGUCCAUGGUUGUGAGCAGGUCUGAUUGCACACGGAGUUGUCAUGGUGGUCCAUGAGAGCGUGCCGUGUAGACCCCAUUCAUCGCAGGUAUGAAGACCAGUGCACAGGACGCUGUUGACUCCCCAUUCGUACCUGCGAGGAGGCCGUUUGACGACGCAUGCAACAUUUUUUUUGUCAGCAGAGUUGAGCUGUUUCCAAAAAGUUACGAUGUCAAUUACGCAGGAUCACCGUCUUGCUCCUGUGGCAGUUGUCCUUUUAGGCAGUGUCAGUGGCUGCCCGCUUGUCUGAUUUUUGUCAGUCUCAAAAUUAGAGGCUUUUGUGCAAGCUUGGUAAAAAAAAGAUUUUGAGAAAUAGUGACAGUGCUUCACGGAGUUUGGUCAUUUUUUGAGAAGUUUAACCAAACACUAGAACAUGUUUAGAGUUUUGCAAAUUGUGAUCGCAUGUGACUGCACAUGAGGAUGGUUUUGAGGGCGAUUUUCAUUCUGCCCUGCCAAAACGGUUAAAACUUGAAUUUCGGCUGCCAUAGUUUAUUUAUUAUCAAAGCCAAUUACCAUGAUGGUUUUAAGCAGUUUUGACUUGUGCUCGUAUGUGUGUGAAGCCAGCGUACGAGCCAACCAGUACGAUGGGCACAACGCCGUGUCAAGCACGAUACAUAUUUGAGGGCACUUGGCGUGAUUCCUUUCCCGCCGGGUUGCACCCUGUCCAUAUAUGAAUAAUUGUUUCGGAGUAGCGCACUGUGUGUUUAUAAAAUAAGAAAGAAAUUGCAUUCCACGCUGAUCAAGGUUGUAAUUCAAAGU